UUUUACAACUAGCGUUUAUCUGUUAGAUUUUUUUUUUCUAAGUAUUAUUUUUUUGGUUUCCUCUCUAAUUAUUAAUUAACGAACGGAAGCAAAAGGAGAGAGACAGUGAGUCUGUGUGUGUGUGUGUAUAUAUAAAGAGACAGAGAGAGUGCUUUCUUUCUUCUAAUUAAGUGAAGUUAUGUUUCGUACUUCGCUUUCGGCUUCUCGCCGGCUCGCCGGAAUUUUGUAAUCGUCGGUCAUAAAUAGAAGAACGGGAAAAAAAGGAAAAAGAGCAGGAAAAUUAUUUAAUCGAGGCUGAAGUGAAAAUUAUUUAAUCAGAAGGCUUUAUUAUCAGAUCUUAUGAUAAUUUAGUCUCCGUUUACCUUUUUCAAUCUUGAAAUCUUUUCCAACUUUAAGCUUUUGCUUUUAGUAGUGGAAAGAAAAAAUGGGAGUGAAAGUAGUAGCAGGCGGAACCUGUUUUCAAUGGUCACAGCCGGUUAUGCCUCAUUCUCCAUCGGCUUCACAAACCCUAGCUUCUGCUAUCUCUUCUCCUUCUUCAAAAAGACGGUGCCGUUCCGAUGGAACUGGAACUCUUGUGUGCCGAUACGUACAGAGAGUAGACCGUUUUUCUCUGUUUGGUACGUCUUCAUCAACCCCGCAUCUUCACAGGUCUGGAUCUUUUGAAUAUCCUAAAUCAACAAGAAGCGAUAGAAUUAAAAGAGCUUGCAGUGCAAGCUUAGAUGCUUUCUCCGACGAAGAAUUUUCUAAGAAAAUCCAAGAAUUAGCUCUCAGAUUCCAGAAUAAUGAAGUUGAUUCAGAUACUCAUUCUACUAAUAAUAAUGAUGUCAUGAUUGAAGAAGAAGAAGCUUCAAGCUCACAGAAUCAUAAUGAGAGAGGAGUAUUUGGUGCUGAUUCUGUAGAUUGGUCGGAAAUUGAACGCAAGGCAAACAGUGUGGAGCUUCCGCUUUCUCUACGAAUGAUAAAGAGAAAGAUGCGGUGGCAAGAAGAGUUCAGGGAAUCUGCUUAUUGUUCGGUUAAAAAGGCGUUUUCUUCAAUGGUUUUUAUAAUUCGAGAGCUCCAUAGCUAUACUCUGCAAAUGAGAGAGUUGUUAUUUACUCAAGAUUUACAAGGAGUUCUUGUCCGCGUACAGAAAGAGAUGCACGCUUCUUUCGUUUGGUUAUUUCAGCAAGUUUUUUCACAUACUCCUACUCUUAUGGUUUAUGUGAUGAUUCUGCUUGCUAACUUUACAGUUUAUUCUAUGGGUAGUAACAUUGCAAUUGCAGCUUCACCACCACCUGCUGCUUAUGCAACUGCAACAGAAAGCGUUGAAAUUCGAGACCAGAAGUUUGAUUCUUCAUCAGUGAAGACGUUUUUGGUAUCCUCUUCCUCUGAUGGUAAAUCAACUUCUAUUGGCGGUAGCAAUGGCAGCGGUGGUGGUAAGAUUCGGCCGGUUGGAAGUGGAACUGAUGGAUGGUUCGAUGGCUCGAACCAAUUUAGAACAAUAGUCCCUGACGGUGCUUCCCAACUGUCAUCUCCCGGGGAAGCAGAGGAAUCGGUAUCAGGCCAAGAAACUAGAGAAGAAGAGUCAAGUCUAUGGAAUUCUAUUGUGGACGAAGCUUGGAAAAUGCAAGCGUCAUUGAGAGAUGGCUCUCUUGAUCGUGAAACUGUGCAGAGAUUUGUUUCACCUAUCAAAGCAAUUGUCGAGCCUGAUGAUUAUUCAGCAUAUUUGACAACAGAGCUAUUCUAUCAAACUGGGUUAUCACAGGACCCUAACAAUCCUCUCCUGCUUACCAAUUAUGCUCAAUUUCUCUGCCUCGUAGCCCAAGAUUACGAUAGAGCAGAGGAGUACUUUAAGAGAGCAAUAGCAGUGGAGCCACCAGACGCUGAAGCAUACAGUAAAUAUGCAAGCUUUCUAUGGAGAGUGAGAAAUGAUCUGUGGGCAGCAGAGGAAACUUUCUUGGAAGCCAUUAACGCUGAUCCUACAAACACAUACUAUGCAGGCAAUUAUGCUCAUUUCCUAUGGAACACCGGUGGAGAAGACACUUGUUUCCCUCUAAACUCCCAAGAUAACACCCAAGAAAUCUAAUACACUUGAAAAAGAACAGAACCAAAGAAAACAAAAAACAAAAAUAAAUAAAUAAAUCCUCUUGGCUGGAUGACUACAACACCCUGUCUUAGUUAUCACUUAUCGGUUCACACCCAUCUCUUUAUUUUCCACCUAUUGACUAGAUAAUAAGAAUAGAAACAAAAGAAAGAAAGUAAAGAAAAGAAAAAGAGAAUUUGUUGUUAUUUAUUAUUAUUAUUAUUAUUAUUAUUAAGUAUUAUUUUUGGUCCCUCUGAAAAUUGCUUUUGUUUUGGGUUUAUUUAUUAAUUGGUGGAGAUAUCUAAAGAGAGGGUGUGGGAUGGGGGAGAUGACCCAGGGAGGGAAGUUGGGAACAAAGAAAUAAUCGGAAGUGGCAAGUGGUGUGCUCUGAACUGAAGAGAGAGAUAUCUCAAUUGGCGGAGUUUUUGAUGUAUUUCAUUUCCUUUUAGUGACAUAACCCACAUGGCAAAGUGUAAUUAUUCAAUUUGUUAAUAGAUUGCCAUUUUCAAUUAGGCUAUUAUGCGUA
Ricinus communis (castor bean) is the source of this 2588-nucleotide messenger RNA. RefSeq lists its product as uncharacterized. Gene Ontology annotation, molecular function: protein binding. NCBI's taxonomy places the organism in Eukaryota, Viridiplantae, Streptophyta, Magnoliopsida, Malpighiales, Euphorbiaceae. The record is from RefSeq and is a predicted model, not a curated record. Gene Ontology annotation, biological process: RNA processing. The transcript has 3 exons. The coding region runs from base 425 to 2065 and encodes 546 amino acids.